CAGCCACAUUCUUGUUAUUUCCAGGCACGGUUCCAGUAUAACUAGCUCGCGUACAGGCACUCGAAAAGUGAAUAGGCUCUCGCAUAGCACGCAGGCAUACAGCCGAGCGCACGUACACCGGCACGCCACGUUAAACACUCCUUCGCGCUGUGCUCCCCGCCGCUUUUCUCUCUCCUCUCACGCUUUAAAGGUAGGAUGCUGCUCAGAGCUCCGAGCAGCUCAGCUGUCGGCGUUCCCUGUGGCAACACCCCAGUCAGGCAUCGUUUACUGCUGGGGCGCUGGCCAUUCCGGUCCGUUAAACCGUUGAGUUCAAAGGGCCGGCGCCCUUCCGCGAGACCCGUUUCACUUAAAUUUGGGCAGUCGCCGCGGUAAUUGUUUUUCUAGUUUUAAGUCUAUAUUGACUCGUUCGCCGUGUUUUAUUUAAGUGUAAUGCUCAUUACUCUCGCGGGGUGGCGCCAAGUCCCACCUCUUCUCGCCGUGCUUGCUUUUUUUCUCAUUUGCGGGUUGUGCUUUUACUGGGAAAGCAGUCUGUUAGAGAUCCUCCACACUGAGCGCACACAUUGGACCUGCAAGUUUGACGUAACCCAGCGAUUUGUGAGUCCACGAAACGGGGGAAAAGCGCCGGCGGUCGUCAUAGCCGAACGGGGGAAAAACGGGAUUCGGGGCAUCGAGAAAGAGAGAGGAUUUAAAUCUGCACUUCGGAGGAUUAGACCUGAACCGAAGAAACGGAAGAACGCGGCAUGCUGGAAAUUCUCAUAAUGUAGGAUGUUGCAAAAAUACCCGAAAGGAAAAGAAAGUGACUAAAACUAACUUUGGAAACUGGAUUUGUACACGCGCCUUCUUUUUGAGGAGUUCUCAUUGAGGCUGCUGGAACAAAAGACGCUUUGGUUUGAGACUACCGUUCUUUUUACCUUGGGAUUACAAGUACGACAGAUGAACCUGGCAUAUUUAUUAAUGUGAACUUCAGUUUUGAAAGCCUUGGAAAGCGGCACUGAUUGUAACUCUUCGUUUGGAUUUUAUGCCGAAGUGGCGCUCAACACGUGCAUCAGCCAUAUCCAGGUUCGCUAGCUCAUGUAAACAGAAAUCUGGAUCCGAAUUUUGACAAGAUAUGUCGCAAAUUAUGUUUCACUAACAGAACAGUUAUUUUUACCUUUCUUUUGUCUGGACGCAAGGAGAGAAAUGCUGCGCAUGGGUUUUUAGACAUCACGCCGCGCCUCCGAAGCGCUCGCUGUUUUAGCUCCGUUAUCUGCUAUCAUUCCCAGCGACUGGAGCCUAACAACCUGCAUGCACCAAACGCACAGAGCCUCCGGGAAUGAUGCAUAGCUCAAGUUGAGGAUCCCGGAGAAAGGGAUUUGGCAUUGGGAAGGAGGAUUCCCAAGGGCACCCCCUUUCACGACUGACAGAUCCCCUUCAAACUCCGGCCCGGACCUGGGGCAAAAGCAACAUGUACGUGGUUCAGCGGACGCACACCCUGUCAUACUGCCACCGGAUCUGGACCCGGUUUGGGGAGGGUGUAGGGAUCCUGUUUCUGUCUUUGCUCGUUUACUGCACCCGAGCACAAGAUGAUGUGCCUCCAUAUUUCAAGACGGAGCCUGUGAGGUCACAGUUGCAUCUGGAGCGAAAUCGUCUUGUGCUGACCUGCAUGGCCGAGGGCAGCUGGCCGCUAGAGUUCAAGUGGCUCCACAACAACACAGAGCUCACACGUUUCUCUCUAGAGUACAGGUACUUAAUUACCUCACUGGAUCGAACACAUGCAGGGUUCUACCGGUGCAUUGUGAGAAACCGCGUUGGCGCUCUGAUGCAGAGAAGAACAGAAGUUCAGGUGGCAUAUAUGGGCAGCUUUGAGGAAGGAGAGAGAUCACAAACGGUGUCUCAGGGGGAGGGGGCUGUCAUUCCAGCCCCUCGAAUACACAGCUUCCCCCAGCCCCAGGUUACAUGGUUCCGGGAUGGACGGAAGAUUCCACCCAGCAGCCGUAUAGCCAUCACUCUGGACAAUACUCUGGUUAUCCUCUCCACUGUGGCUCCAGAUGCUGGGAGGUACUACGUGCAAGCAGUGAAUGACAAGAAUGGAGAGAACAAGACAAGCCAGCCAAUCACCCUGUCUGUUGAGAACGUGGGUGGCCCUGCUGAUCCUAUUGCUCCAACCAUUGUUAUCCCUCCCCGCAAUACCAGUGUGGUCUUAGGAACGUCAGAGGUCACCAUGGAGUGUGUCGCAAAUGCCAGGCCUCUCAUUAAAUUGGCUGUCUCAUGGCGUAAGGAUGGUGUGCUGGUGACCAGCGGACUUAGUGACUAUAACAGGCGUGUAACUGUGCUAAACCCAAGUGUGAGCGAUGCUGGACACUAUGAGUGUGAGGCUGUUCUCCGCAGUAGCAGCGUUCCCUCUGUCAGUGCCGGGGCCUUUCUCCACAUCCUAGAACCACCUCAGUUUGUCAAGGAGCCUGAGAGACACAUCACAGCUGAGAUGGAGAAGGUAGUAGACAUUCCAUGCCAGGCCCGAGGUAUUCCCCAGCCAGAGAUCUCUUGGUAUAAAGAUGCUGUUCUUAUAAGUCCGAUCAAAACUCCACGUUACCGUAUCCUGCCAGGGGGCAGCUUACAGGUGAAUGGGCUUCUGCCUGAUGACACUGGGAUGUUUCAGUGCUUUGCCCGGAACAAGGCUGGAGAAGUGCAGACCAAUACCUACCUCGCUGUAACCAGCAUUGCUCCAAACAUCACUUCAGGCCCAUCAGACAGCACAGUGAUUGAUGGCAUGUCCGUUAUCUUACAUUGUGAGACCUCUGGAGCUCCAAGACCAGCUAUUACAUGGCAGAAGGGUGAGCGAAUCCUUGCCAGUGGUUCAGUCCAACUGCCACGCUUCACUCUUUUGGAAUCGGGCAGCCUCCUCAUCAGUCCUUCACACAUCUCGGACGCUGGCACGUAUACAUGCAUGGCCACCAACUCUCGAGGUUUUGAUGAAGCAUCUUCUGAUCUCAUUGUGCUGGCUCGAACACGAAUCACAAUGCCACCACAGGAUCAGAGUGUCAUUAAGGGGACAAAGGCAACCAUGACCUGCGGUGUAACACAUGACCCAAGUGUCACAGUUCGAUAUGCCUGGGAAAAGGAUGGCUCUGUGAUCAACACCGAGAUGAUCCCACGAAUCCAUCUAGAAGUUGAUGGUACUCUGCACAUUUCCCAGACUUGGUCAGGAGACAUUGGGACGUAUACCUGCCGAGUCUAUUCCAUGGGUGGAAACGACUCUCGCAGCGCUCACCUGCGGGUCAGGCAACUACCUCAUUCUCCAGAGAACCCUGUGGCUGUCUUGAGCUCAGUGGAGAGAAGGACAAUUAACCUAACAUGGGCCAAGCCAUUUGACGGAAACAGCCCGCUCAUCCGCUACAUCUUGGAGGUUUCUGAGAACAAUGCACCCUGGACUGUGCUACUUGCCAACAUUGAGCCUGAUUCUACAGCAGUGACAGUCAGUGGCCUAAUCCCAGCUCGUUCGUACCAGUUCCGGAUCUGCGCAGUAAACGAUGUGGGUAAGGGACAAUUCAGCAAGGAGACAGAAAGACUGUCUCUGCCAGAAGAGCCUCCAAGCGCACCUCCUCAAAAUGUCAUUGCAAGUGGACGAACUAAUCAAUCAAUCAUGAUCCAGUGGCAGCCUCCACCAGAGAGCCACCAAAAUGGAGUUCUCUGUGGAUAUAUAAUUAGAUACUGUCUUGCUGGGCUGCCUGUUGGUUAUCAAUAUAAAAACAUCACCAACCCUGAUGUGAACAACCUGCUUCUGGAAGAUUUGAUUAUCUGGACAAAUUAUGAAAUUGAGGUGGCGGCCUUUAAUGGUGCUGGUCUAGGGGUUUACAGCAGCACUGUAACGGAGUGGACACUGCAGGGAGUCCCCACAGUGCCUCCAGGGAAUGUCCAAGCAGAUGCUGUGAACUCCACUAGCAUUCGGUUAACUUGGACACCACCAAGUCCACAGUUCAUCAAUGGAAUCAACCAAGGGUAUAAGCUUUUGGCAUGGGAACUGGGUCAUGAAGAUGAGUUAACAGUGGUGACGGUGAGGCCCAACUUCCAAGACAGUGUUCAUGUGGGUUACAUUACGGGUCUGAAAAAGUUUAGUGAGUAUGCCAUCUCAGUGUUGUGCUUCACUACUCCAGGAGAUGGACCCCGCAGUGCCCCUCAAGUGUUACGCACCCAUGAGGAUGUUCCUGGACCCGUUGGACAUCUAAGCUUUACAGAGAUCUUGGACACAUCACUGAAAGUGAGCUGGAGGGAGCCACAUGAGAAGAAUGGCAUUCUUACAGGUUACCGUAUUUCUUGGGAGGAGUACAACCGCACCAACACACGUGUCACUCACUAUUUACCAAAUGUGACACAUGAAUACAGAGUGACAGGCCUCACAGCUCUAACCACCUACACCAUUGAAGUGGCUGCUAUGACAUCCAAGGGUCAGGGAGCAUUAUCCUCCUCUACAAUUUCUUCUGGGGUCCCUCCAGAGCUCCCUGGUCCUCCAACGAAUAUUGCCAUUUCCAACAUUGGUCCCCGCUCUGUCACCUUGCAGUUUAGGCCUGGGUAUGAUGGCAAAACGUCUAUCUCCAGGUGGCAGAUAGAAGCUCAGGUUGGUGUGAUUGGUGAAAAUGAAGAAUGGGUCCUGGUCCAUCAGCUGCCUAAUGAGCCUGAUGCCCGUUCCCUUGAGGUUCCUAACCUUAAUCCAUACACUUUCUACAGGUUUCGCAUGCGCCAGGUGAAUAUUGUGGGGACCAGCCCUCCCAGUCAACCUUCCCGAAAAAUACAGACGCUGCAGGCUCCUCCAGAUGUGGCACCCACCAAUGUGACACUGCGCACUGCCAGUGAGACCAGUCUGUGGCUGAGAUGGGUGCCUCUGCCAGAGUGGGAGUACAAUGGAAACCCUGAGUUUGUAGGCUAUAGGGUACAAUAUGCAAGAACUGGAUCAGAGAACCGAGCACUGACCCAUAUGGUCCCAGAUCGGCUGGAGAGAGAGUUUACUAUUGAGGAUCUAGAAGAGUGGGCAGAAUAUGAGGUACGGGUUCAAGCAGUCAAUGGCAUUGGAGCAGGACCAUGGAGCCCACCAGUCCGAGGCAGGACACGAGAGUCUGUUCCCUCUUCUGGUCCAACCAAUGUGUCUGCCUUUGCUACAACAUCUAGCAGUAUUCUGGUACGAUGGUUUGAGGUUCCUGAGCCUGACAGGAAUGGAUUAAUUCUAGGAUACAAGGUGGUGUACAGAGAAAAGGACUCUGAUUCGCCUCUUCAGUUCUGGAUGGUUGAAGGGAACUCUACACAUAGUGUGCUGCUCAGGGAUUUGGGGAAGUAUGUACUCUACGAGAUUCAGGUGUUAGCUUUUACUCGCAUUGGUGAUGGAGUUCCCAGCACCCCUCCCAUCCUAGAACGGACCCUGGAUGAUGUGCCAGGCCCCCCAGUGGGAAUCCUCUUUCCUGAAGUACGAACCAACUCUGUGAGGCUCAUCUGGCAAUCACCAGCCCAACCCAAUGGGAUUAUUCUUGCAUACCAAAUCACUUACCGGCUGAAUUCAACAAACAGCAAUACAGCAACUGUGGAUGUAUUGAACCCAAGUGCACGUCAGUAUACAGCACUUGGACUAAAACCCGAAUCUGUCUACGUAUUUCGUAUCACAGCACAGACUCGCAAAGGCUGGGGAGAAGCUGCAGAGGCCCUAGUCGUCACCACAGAGAAGAGAGCUCGUCCUCAGCCUACCAGCAGGCCAUCAGUCCGACAAGAGGAUGUGCAAGCCCGCAAUGUUCUCCUGUCAUGGGAGCCUGGAAGUGAUGGUCUCUCUCCAGUUCGUUACUAUACAGUUCAGUUCAGAGAACUGCCUGAUAGCAACUGGACUGUUCACUCGGCAUCUGUCAGCCAUGAUGCCGUCUCCUACAUUGUGGACAGGUUGAAACCUUUCACAUCCUAUCAAUUUCGGGUGAAAGCAACAAAUGACAUUGGAGAUAGCGAUUACAGUGAGGAAAGUGAGGCCAUCACUACCCUGCAGGAUGCCCCAGAUGGAGCGCCGGUGAUCCUGUCUGUCACGCCACAUACCACCACCUCAGUGCUAAUUCGCUGGCAGCCACCUCCAGAGGAGCACAUCAAUGGCAUCUUGCUGGGAUUCCGUGUGCGAUAUCGGGAGCUGCAUUAUGACAGCCUGCGGAGCUUCACAGUAAGGACUGUCAACAGUCCAAAAGCUGGCUGGGCAGAGCUGACAUCCCCCUACAGUGUGCGGAAUCUGACAGAGUCCUCCCUCACCCAGUACGAGCUGGACAAUCUGAGUAAGCAUAAGCGAUAUGAGAUUAGACUGAGUGUCUACAAUGCAGUUGGGGAAGGACCCACCAGCACACCACAGGAGGUCUUUGUUGGAGAAGCAGUUCCCACGGCACCGCCGCAGAAUGUUGCUAUUCAGUCAGCAACAGCCACCCAGCUUGAUGUUACUUGGGACCCACCACCAGUGGAGGCUCAGAACGGAGACAUUCAGGGCUAUAAGGUUUACUACUGGGAGUUUCAGAGACACAAUGAGACUGAGCGCCUGCGCACACUCUUCUUGCCUGAGGGUGGUGUUAAGCUAAAGAAUUUGACAGGCUACACCACCUAUAUGAUAAGUGUGGCUGCGUUCAAUGCAGCUGGUGAUGGACCACGUAGCCCAGCUACUAGGGGUCGCACUCAGCAAGCCGCUCCCAGUGCUCCCAGUUUCAUCCACUUCAGUGAACUGACCACCACUUCUGUCAAUGUGUCCUGGGGAGAGCCAGUAUAUCCUAACGGAAUCAUUGAGGGUUAUCGUCUUGUUUACGAGCCAUGCAGCCCUGUUGAUGGAGUAAGCAAGAUUGUCACUGUGGAUGUGAAGGGGAAUUCCCCUCUUUGGAUGAAGAUUAAAGAUCUGGCAGAUGGUGUGACUUACAACUUCCGCAUCCGGGCAAAGACCUUUACUUAUGGGCCAGAAGUGGAGGCAAACAUUACUACGGGGCCUGGUGAAGGUGCUCCAGGUCCACCCGGGGAACCUUUUAUUUCUCGAUAUGGCUCUGCUCUUACAAUACACUGGGCAAAUGGAGACCCAGGUCGUGCUCCCAUUACCAGAUAUGUCAUUGAGGCCAGACCAUCAGAUGAGGGUUUAUGGGAUAUUUUGAUAAAGGACAUUCCAAAAGAGGUGACAUCCUACACAUUUAACAUGGAGAUGCUGAAACAAGGGGUCAGCUAUGACUUCAGGGUCAUUGGGGUGAACGAUUAUGGCUAUGGUUCUCCAAGUUCACCUUCUCCAUCCAUCUCAGCUCAGAAGGUGGCUCCAUUCUAUGAGGAGUGGUGGUUCCUUGUUGUGGUGGCUUUGGUGGGACUCAUCUUUAUUCUCCUACUUGUCUUCAUUCUUAUUAUCCGUGGCCAAAGCAAGAAAUAUGCAAAAAAAUCGGACUCAGGGAACAACUCAAACUGUAAUGCUUUAGGUCAUGGAGAGAUGGUCAGCUUGGAUGAAGGACGAUUCCCAGCACUUGAACUUAACAAUCGAAGACUGUCCGUCAAGAACUCUUUUUGUCGCAAAAAUGGAGUGUACACCAGGUCUCCCCCACGUCCCAGUCCUGGCAGUCUCCACUAUUCUGAUGAAGAUGUCAGCACCAAAUACAACGAUCUCAUCCCAGCAGAGAGCAGCAGUCUGACAGAAAAACCAUCAGAGAUCUCGGAUUCCCAGGUACACCACUCUCCUCUGCCAAAGGCUGUGCUUUUUGGAAGUGAGAAGCGGCCCACUCACCAGGAGACUGCUGAAGAGGUGCUGUUCUCAUUAAAGAACAUUAAACUCCAUGCUGUUCCUCUAAGCUGGGGCAGCGACAGUGAGUAUGAAGUAGACCAAAACCGACAGAAGACCCACUCCUUUGUAAAUCACUAUAUCAGCGAUCCAACUUACUACAACUCCUGGCGACGACAGCAGAAAGGAAUUUCACGUGCACAAGCCUACAGCUACACAGAGAGUGACUCUGGAGAACCUGAACACUCUGUGCCUCCUCCACCUCUCCCCCCGCUACCCCCAUUGCCUCCACAACUCAACAGUGCCCCUCAGUCUCAAGGCCAAGGCAGUCUCUUCAGACCCAAGGGCAGCCGGACUCCCACACCCCAGCAACAGCCCUCAAACCCACCCAGCCAACACAACACUCUCUACAGGCCACCUAGUAGCCUGGCACCAGGAUCUCGAGCCCCUAUUGCUGGAUUCUCAUCUUUUGUUUGACAAAACUUGACUGCAUUCUCUAGAAAACUAAUAGCCUGCUCUUUUUUUUUUUAAUUGAUUUUAUGAUUAAUUAUAUUUUGUUUUUUCUUAAGAAAACACAAGUAUAUUUUUCCCACAAGUAUAUGUAUGAGUUUGUGUUGGAAAGCUGGAGAGUUUCAACUUAAACAUUACUGCAGCCUUUGAUGGCUUGGGUGAAAUGGCAUGAUUUGUUUCAUUUGAAUUUUUUUUUGGGGGGGAAGAUGGAGUAGAGAGUGUUCUGCAUUACUGCUCCUAUGAGGCAAUCAUAUUCUUAAAAUAUUACAUAUUUAUAAUACAAAAAAGACAUCUUACUGGAGCCUGGAUCUCAGAAUAUAAUCAUGUAAAGAGGGAGAGAGACGAAACAAACAAAACAGAAGUGAAAAACAUGUUAAACAAAACAAAAAAUCAAUGUGUGGACAGGAAGCUGUCACAUCCAUGGAAACCAAGACUUGCAGUUUUUAUCGCCCAGCAUCUGAUGUUUGCAUUGUGAUUGGUUGGAUUUUUAAGGAGUGAUUUCUGGACUUCAGAAACUCUACACUGGAAAUCCAGUAGUGUGUAAAACUGCUGGAGCAAGUGUGCUUUGUUUUAUCUUCUAAUCCCACCUUGAGAUCAGUCCCUCCUGCUACUGAAAUUUACUCCAAAAACAGGAUGAAAUUACUGUAUCUUGUCUAUUUAUCUGAGGUGUGCAUCAAUUUAAAUAUUGUGAUUCAAAUCAUCCUUAAGGUGUAAGGCAAUUUAAUUAUGAUAUCUUGCUGUUUGAUAAUAGUGCCUCCAGUGGCUGGUUAAUGGGAUUGCAUUUUUUGGGAGGGCUAGGAAGUUUUUCAGUGUUCUUGUUUGGACAAAAGCCAAAUUGAUACUUUCUUGCAACUCCACUGUCUGUUUAUCUCCACAUGCUGUUAUAAAGACCCAUCUGCAUUUUCUAUUUUUCUGUAGGGAAAAGUGGUUGAUUAGGACUUAAAUGUUGCAAAUAGCAACAGUCUACUGAAGAACUGUGGUUUGUGAAGUAAUGAAAUCCAACUUUAUUUUCAUAUUGUAA
Molecule: messenger RNA, 9251 nt
Organism: Erpetoichthys calabaricus (reedfish)
Lineage: Eukaryota; Metazoa; Chordata; Cladistia; Polypteriformes; Polypteridae
Gene: sdk2b
Product: sidekick cell adhesion molecule 2b
Exons: 47
Coding region: 1445-8197 (2250 amino acids)
Molecular function (GO): protein binding
Source: RefSeq, a predicted model, not a curated record